Vigna angularis (adzuki bean) is the source of this 1389-nucleotide messenger RNA. RefSeq lists its product as uncharacterized. The coding region runs from base 1 to 1389 and encodes 462 amino acids. The transcript has a single exon. The record is from RefSeq and is a predicted model, not a curated record. NCBI's taxonomy places the organism in Eukaryota, Viridiplantae, Streptophyta, Magnoliopsida, Fabales, Fabaceae.
AUGAGCAUGGACGACCCGGUUGAGAUGUUUAGAGCUCUACAGCAAAAGAUGGACGAAAUGCAGCAGCGUCACGAGGACGAGUUGGCGGCUGUAAAGGCCGACUGUGAGGCCCGGAUAGCUCGGGAGAUUGGAGGGAAGGACAGAGAGAGGGAGCGAGUAAGAGAUAAAGGAAAAGCUGCGGCAGAGGAACAAACGUCCCGGGGUACCGAGUGUGAUAAGACCUGGAGGCCUACCGGGUCCGAUGCGGAAGGGAGUAAAGCUAAGUCGGUACACGCAGAGAGCGCGACCGAAGAUAGACGAAUGGUGGUGAAGCCAGAACCCUCUUCCGCGCUAUUACUCCCCUUCACCCAAAAUAUAAUGGAUGUUCAAAUUUCGGAACAGUUCAUAGCGCCGCAGUUCAAAAUGUAUAACGGGACGACAGACCCCGAGGGACACAUUAAGACGUUCUCGAACGCUAUGGCAUUCAGAACGGGCAACGACGCCAUUUGGUGCCGAGCGUUCUCGCUCUCGUUGGAGGACGAGGCACUGGAAUGGUUCAACACCCUUCCCCCAAACUCCAUAGAAAAUUUCGCCGGACUGAAGCAGCUGUUCAUUAAGCAAUUUGCGGCCAGUAGUACCCAGGACUUGACCGUGUUCGAAUUGAUUACCCUCAAGCAGGGGAAAGAAGAAGCACUGCGGGCAUUCAUGGAUAGAUACCAAAAGACCGUCCGGCGGGUAAAGAGCCUGAUGCCAGAACUCGCACUGCAUUACAUUUUACCGGCCCUCAAGCCGGGACCGUUCAAAGAUAGCGUCUGCAGGCGAGCUCCUAAGACGAUGGAAGAGCUGAGAGAGCGGGCGACAGAUGAGAUAAGGGUGGAGGAGAUGAAGCUCUCUUAUAAGAGGGAGAACCAGGAGUUAAGGGGAGAAAGGGCGGAUGGUGGGAAGCCUAGUGGCUCAACGGGAAAGCCGUCCAGCACAAAAUAUAAAGAUCAAAGAAGGGGGCCCCGCUUCCAGCAGUAUACCCCCCUGAACGCCCCAAGGGAAAAAAUCCUUCGCGAAGCGUUAAGUGCAUAUUUGAUCCCAGAGCAAGAGAAACGCCCAACUCCGAAGGACGCAGACGGGAGCAAGCACUGCGCUUACCACAAGAAUAUGGGUCACACCACCGAGGAGUGUGUAACCCUCAAGGAUAAAAUAGAGGAGCUGAUCCGGGCGGGAAAGCUCAAGAAAUACGUCCGGGAUGAACGUCCUCCACAUCCGACAGAACGGCCUGUACAGCGACCGACUUACCGCUCGGAUAGGCCGAGGAACACUAGGGCCGAACGACCUCGCUCAGAGCGGCGACCCAGCCGAAGCCGCAGCCGGAGUCGAGAACGCCCCUUGCGGGGGAGGGUCAUCCUCCUCCGCCCGUAA